UUCUGACAGUAAAAAUUCUUCAAAGCAAUGUAAAAAUACUCCUCUUCAGCAAGCUAUCCGAUAUUCUUUGGGCAAGAUUAAUUCUUCUAUUGAUACCGUUCAAUUCAAACUUACUUCUCUUCAAUCUUCUUUUGAUCAUGAAAUUCCUGAUAUUCGUAAUCAAGUCA
Messenger RNA from Acaulospora colombiana, 167 nucleotides. The record is from the annotation of a GenBank genome assembly. NCBI's taxonomy places the organism in Eukaryota, Fungi, Glomeromycota, Glomeromycetes, Diversisporales, Acaulosporaceae.